AUUCUUAUCAGCUGACAAAUUAGUUUAGGUAAACAUUUUUCACAGCGAUGUAUUUCAUGACGAAAACGAUACCUAUGUUUAAUGAGUUUCGAGCUGAAUUGAACGCGAGUGAAUGUGCACUAUUGUAACUUUUUUUAAAAACAUAUUUCGCGUAGAAGAGCACUGAAACUAAAGUGAUUGAUUUAAAAUAAUCGGAUCGUAAAUGAUUCCCAGAAUUUAUUAGCAUAGUUUCUAUUUCUACUGUCUAGAAGAUAUCACAGUUUAACGGCAUAAAGAUGAAGAACGACGAACAUCAAGCUGUAACUAUUUUUAGGAAGUAUUUACAAAUUCCAUCGGUACAUCCGGACGUUAAUUAUGACGAAUGUGUUAAAUUUUUAAGAAGCCUAGCAGAAGAAAUAGGAUUACCGGUUGAAAUAAUUGAGAUUUGUGCUGGGAAACCGAUAAUCAUCAUUACAUGGCUUGGCCAAAAUCCAGAAUUACCGUCUAUAUUGUUAAAUUCGCAUAUGGAUGUAGUUCCUGUGUAUCCUGAUAAAUGGAAAUAUGGGCCAUUUAGCGCAGAAAAAGACGAAAAUGGGAACAUUUAUGCGAGAGGUGCCCAAGAUAUGAAAUGUGUUGGUAUCCAGUACGUCGAAGCUAUACGAAGAUUCAAAAACGAAGGACUGAGAUUCAAAAGAACUAUUCACAUUACUUUUGUACCCGAUGAGGAAAUUGGUGGUGAAAAAGGCAUGGCGAUGUUCGUUAAAACUGAGGAAUUCCGCAAAUUAAACAUUGGAUUUGCAUUAGAUGAAGGAAUAGCCAGCGAAACAGACGAAUUUCAUUUAUUUUACGCGGAACGAUCUAUUUGGCGUCUUGUUAUAAAAUUCUGCGGUAAUGCUGGUCACGGUUCUUUACUUCAUGAAAACACAGCAGCUGAGAAACUUCGAUAUGUUGUGAAUAAAUUUUUGGAAUAUCGAGAAAAAGAAAAACGCAGAUUGAAUUCAAAUCCAGAACUCAGUAUAGGCGAUGUGACCACAAUAAAUAUGACUUACAUUGAAGGAGGCGUACAGAUGAAUGUGGUACCUCCUGAAAUGAUGGUAGGAUUUGACAUUCGAGUAGCAGUUGAUGUUGAUCACCAACAGUUCCAUGAUUUGAUAGAAUCCUGGUGUAAAGAGGCUGGAGACGAUGUACACUGCGAUUAUAGAAGAAAAUUUCCCAAAUUACCGCCAACCUCGUUAGAUGACAAAAACCCCUGGUGGAUGGCCUUUAAAAAUGCUGUUGAUGAAAUGGGAUUAAAAGUGAAACCAGGUGUAUUUCCUGGUGGUACUGAUUGCCGAUACAUUAGACCAUUGGGAAUUCCAGCUUUGGGUUUCUCUCCCAUGAAUAAUACACCAGUUCUGUUACAUGAUCACGACGAAUUUCUCAAUGAAAAUGUAUUUCUGCGCGGGAUUGAAGUUUAUUAUAAUGUUAUUAAAAACUUAGCAUCUGUAUGAAAACUUUUCCUUAACCAUUCAUCAUACAAAUCCAUCAUAUUUUCUGAUCAUUCUUUUUUGAAUCGCAUCAUUUUAUAUUUCUCGUAUUGUGAAAUACACUGUUUCAUUUCUUUA
Molecule: messenger RNA, 1583 nt
Organism: Planococcus citri (citrus mealybug)
Lineage: Eukaryota; Metazoa; Arthropoda; Insecta; Hemiptera; Pseudococcidae
Product: aminoacylase-1A
Exons: 9
Coding region: 276-1469 (397 amino acids)
Biological process (GO): amino acid metabolic process
Cellular component (GO): cytoplasm
Molecular function (GO): aminoacylase activity
Source: RefSeq, a predicted model, not a curated record